UAUAUUUCAUCGAUAUCCAUCAAUGGCGAAAGUGAGCAUAAGCAGCGUAUUGUGGGCGUUGUGCGUGGCGAGCGCGGUGGGAAUAGCAUGGGGACAGAGCGCCACCAAUGUGAGGGCCACGUAUCACCUGUACCAGCCUGAGCAGCAUAACUGGGACCUCAUGGCCGUCAGUGCUUUCUGCUCCACCUGGGACGCCUCCAAGCCCCUCUCCUGGCGCAGCAAAUACGGCUGGACAGCUUUCUGCGGCCCCGUCGGCCCCCAGGGUCAGGCCGCCUGCGGCCGCUGCCUCCGCGUCACCAACACCCGCACCGCGGCCCAACAAACCGUCAGGAUCGUCGACAAGUGCAGCAACGGCGGUCUGGACCUCGACAUCGGAGUUUUCCAGAAGCUCGACACCGACGGCAACGGCAACGCUCAGGGUCACCUCAUCGUCAACUAUGACUUCGUCGACUGCGGCGACUGAUCCAUCCAUCCGAUAUCCUCCGUAUCUUCUUAUAAUAAAAGCACUAUACAUGUACAUUAGUGCUGCUCUUGUUAUCAGAUUGUGCCGAUAAUAAUUUGCUUGACGAGUUCAUUCUACAUAUAAUUAUACCGCACUUCUCCGGCCA
Prosopis cineraria is the source of this 608-nucleotide messenger RNA. Its product is annotated as pathogenesis-related protein PR-4-like. Bases 23 to 463 code for a protein of 146 amino acids. The record is from RefSeq and is a predicted model, not a curated record. Gene Ontology annotation, biological process: defense response to bacterium; defense response to fungus. Gene Ontology annotation, molecular function: RNA nuclease activity. The transcript has a single exon. NCBI's taxonomy places the organism in Eukaryota, Viridiplantae, Streptophyta, Magnoliopsida, Fabales, Fabaceae.